AGGAGGAAGCCGUCCGAGAAAGUCCGCAUCCCCACUCAAGACAAGACGGGACGUAUUAGCCAAAGCAAAGGAGGAGAGUGAUUUCAGUUGUCUUCGAAAAGCUUCUUUACAUGGGGGGAUAAGAAAUGACAUCUACCGCGAGCGAGAGGAGGGCGUUUGCUCAUAAAAUCAACCGGACGGUGGCUGCAGAAGUCAGAAAACAAGUUUCCAGAGACUAUGGCUCUCCUCAGCUCUCCAAGAAACGAGGCGCACACCAACCUUUGCCCCUGACGGAGGUGGUUGAGCCUGUGGACUUCGAAGAGUAUGUGAGCAGUCACGCUCCGGGGGUGGAGCCCGGACCGCUCCGGCAGCUCAUGGAGUUCCCCCAGGACGACCUGGAGCUCCUCCCGCUGGACAAAGAGUGCAUUACACUGGAGCCCCCACUGCCUGAAGAGGAAGACUCUCUAGAUCCCAGAGUGAGAGAUGCCUUGGCAGUCUACACAGAUGACUGGCUCGUCAUUCAAAGGAAAUAUCAGCGCUACAGCACCACGUACAGCCCUCAGAGCUCUGAGCGGCAGAGGGAGAGGCAGCGAGGGCUGCAAAAACAGACCUUUGAGCUGGACGAGGCUGCUUCGGAGCGCCAUGACGACCAGGAUGAUGCAAAGCGCCGUUCAGUCAGCCUCGAUGAGACUCCUCGGGGAAGCUGGGCCUCCAGUAUUUUCGACUUGAAGAAUUCCUCCCCAGACGCGAUCCUGCCGUCUGUGCUGGAGCGAGCAGCCGCCGAGGACAUGGACCGCCGCAAUACUGAGGCCCGCCUGCAGGGGCGCCACAGCGACCUGCUGGGCCUCUACCCGCCCCCCGAUGAGGAUGAAGCAGUAGAGAGAUGCUCUGCCCCUGAAGUGCCUAAGGAACACUGUGGUCAGAGGAUCAUGGUUAAGUGCCUGUCUCUGAAGUUUGAAAUAGAAAUUGAGCCGAUAUUUGGAACACUUGCCCUGUAUGACGUCAAGGAAAAGAAAAAGAUCUCUGAGAAUUUCUACUUCGACCUGAACUCAGAUCAGAUGAAAGGAAUGCUUAAACCCCACACACCUCACGUAGCCAUUUCCACAAUGGCCCGUUCUGCCAUUUUCUCCAUCACCUACCCUUCGGCCGAUAUCUUCUUGGUCAUUAAGCUUGAGAAAGUCCUUCAACAAGGGGACAUUGGAGAAUGCUGUGAACCCUACAUGGUUAUGAAAGAGUCUGAUUCCUCCAAGCACAAGGAGAAGCUGGAGAAGCUGCGUCUGCAGGCAGAGCAGUCAUGUAGUCGUCUCGGCCGUUUCCGCAUGCCUUUCGCCUGGACGGCCAUUCACCUGCUCAACAUCGUCAGCAGUGUGGGGGGUCUGGAUCGCUCGGACCCUGACUCCGACUCUGAGCGAAAAGGCCACGGAACAUGGAAUGACAGAAAGAAAAAGGGGUGCGAGCGGAUGAGUGUUGGGGACGACAUGUGUAACUUUGCCACUUUCCGUCCAGCAACAUUGACCGUCACCAACUUCUUCAAACAGCUCAGUAUUGUCACUUUUAACGACAACAAGGUGAGGCGCUAA
Molecule: messenger RNA, 1559 nt
Organism: Notothenia coriiceps (black rockcod)
Lineage: Eukaryota; Metazoa; Chordata; Actinopteri; Perciformes; Nototheniidae
Product: dedicator of cytokinesis protein 6-like
Exons: 13
Coding region: 126-1559 (477 amino acids)
Biological process (GO): positive regulation of GTPase activity; small GTPase-mediated signal transduction
Cellular component (GO): cytosol
Molecular function (GO): guanyl-nucleotide exchange factor activity
Source: RefSeq, a predicted model, not a curated record